CCUGGUUUGAACGUGGCCAUCGUUCGUCCAAUGAUACGAGUCCACAUGAGACGCAGGGAAGAGGGCAGCAGCGAGGCGCUUUGAUAAAACCAGACGACCAGGAUGCGUGGAGUCACAGAGAGCUGCGCCACGGCGAGGAACGGCACGGCACGGCACGGCACGGCACGGCAGCACGACUGGACCGGACUGUGUGAAUACAGUUCUCAACACACUACUGCAGACACUUUCCCACCAUUGUCGGAGAUAAGAGGACGCUUAGGGUAAUCGCCGUCCAGACAGGAAAGAGGAAUUUGGCUUAUUCCAACAUUUUCUCCGUAAUUCGCGUGAAGAAAAUCUUAACGGGGCCAGGAGACACGUAAACCUGCGGUCAGUAGCUGUCGAUAGCUAUCCGAGCGUAGAUGCACAGCUCUCAGCUGGCAAACUCCUCAUUCCUCUGAAAGUAUCGACAGUUGCAAAGAGCCGGAAGGUACAUAGAGCAGUGUUUUGGGGAGAGCUGUGUGGGAAGGAGCCGUCGAUCUACCAUGGAGAACGCUCACACGAAAAGUGUGGAAGAAGUUUACAGUUAUUUUUGCGUCAAUGAAAGCACAGGACUUUCCCUGGACGAGGUGAAACGACAGAAAGAGAAAUGGGGCCUAAACGAGUUACCAGCUGAAGAAGGGAAAUCUUUAUGGGAGCUUGUCCUUGAACAGUUUGAAGAUUUGCUUGUUCGAAUUCUUCUUCUGGCCGCAUGUAUAUCUUUUGUGCUGGCCUGGUUUGAGGAGGGAGAAGAGACUAUCACAGCCUUUGUGGAGCCCUUUGUAAUCUUACUUAUUCUCAUAGCCAAUGCCAUCGUCGGAGUGUGGCAGGAGCGCAAUGCUGAGGAUGCCAUUGAGGCUCUUAAGGAGUAUGAGCCUGAGAUGGGGAAAGUGUACCGACAGGACCGAAAAACUGUGCAGAGGAUCAAGGCCAGAGACAUUGUGCCUGGUGACAUCGUGGAAAUUGCUGUUGGAGACAAGGUACCUGCUGACAUUCGUAUCUGUUCAAUAAAAUCAACAACUCUGAGGGUGGACCAGUCCAUUCUGACUGGUGAGUCUGUCUCGGUCAUCAAACACACUGACCCUGUGCCCGACCCACGUGCUGUGAAUCAGGACAAGAAGAACAUGCUUUUCUCCGGUACCAACAUUGCAGCUGGGAAGGCUGUAGGUGUGGUUGUUGCCACCGGUGUUAACACAGAGAUCGGCAAGAUCCGUGACGAGAUGGUGGCCACUGAUCAGGAGAGGACACCCUUGCAGCAGAAGUUGGAUGAGUUUGGCCAGCAGCUGUCCAAGGUCAUCUCCGUCAUCUGCAUCGCCGUCUGGAUCAUCAACAUUGGACACUUCAAUGACCCCGUCCAUGGAGGCUCCUGGAUUCGUGGGGCCGUCUAUUACUUCAAGAUCGCUGUGGCGCUGGCCGUGGCUGCCAUCCCCGAGGGUCUUCCUGCUGUCAUCACUACCUGCCUGGCCCUGGGCACUCGCCGCAUGGCCAAGAAGAACGCCAUCGUCCGCAGCCUACCUUCUGUCGAAACCCUGGGCUGCACCUCUGUCAUCUGCUCUGACAAGACAGGAACUCUGACCACUAACCAGAUGUCUGUUUGCAGAAUGUUCAUUAUCACCAAGGCUGAAAGUGACAGCUGCUCUCUGACAGAGUUCACCGUGACAGGUUCGACUUAUGCACCUGAGGGAGAAGUGUACCAGGAUGGUAGACCAGUGAGAUGCUCCCAGUAUGAUUCCCUGAUUGAAAUGGCCACCAUCUGUGCACUGUGUAAUGACUCCUCCCUGGACUUCAAUGAGGUGAAGGGUGUGUAUGAGAAGGUGGGUGAGUCCACAGAGACCGCGCUGACCUGUCUGGUGGAGAAGAUGAAUGUCUUCGACACUGAAGUUCACAACCUGUCCAAGAUUGAGCGAGCUAACUCCUGCAACUCCGUGAUCAAGCAGCUGAUGAGGAAGGAGUUCACUCUAGAGUUCUCCAGAGACAGGAAGUCCAUGUCUGUCUACUGCACCCCCAACAAGUCCCGGUCUUCCAUGGGCAAGAUGUUUGUCAAGGGGGCCCCAGAGGGAGUCCUAGAUAGAUGCACUCAUGUCAGAGUUGGCAACAGCAAAGUUCCCCUCAGCAAAGGUAUCAAGGAAAAGAUUUUGUCUAUGAUCCGCGAGUAUGGGACAGGUCGUGACACUCUAAGGUGCCUAGCUUUGGCCACACGAGAUAACCCGCCCAAAAUGGAAGAUAUGGUACUGUCUGACAUCACCAGGUUCUUGGAUUACGAGUCCGACCUGACUUUCGUCGGCUGUGUCGGCAUGCUGGACCCUCCCAGGCAGGAGGUGGCUGCUUCCAUCGAGCUGUGCCGUCAGGCUGGGAUCCGCGUCAUCAUGAUCACCGGGGACAACAAGGGCACAGCUGUGGCUAUCUGCCACCGCAUUGGCAUCCUGACCGAGGAGGAUGAUGUGGAACACAUGGCCUUCACUGGACGAGAAUUUGAUGAGCUCUCACUCCAAGACCAACGUGAGGCUGUGACUCAUGCUCGCUGUUUUGCUCGUGUCGAGCCUUCCCACAAGUCCAAGAUUGUCGAGUUCCUGCAAGGAUGUGACGAGAUCACUGCUAUGACAGGUGAUGGGGUGAACGAUGCCCCUGCCUUGAAGAAGGCAGAGAUUGGCAUCGCCAUGGGCUCUGGCACUGCCGUGGCCAAGUCAGCCUCGGAAAUGGUCCUCGCCGAUGACAACUUCUCUUCUAUUGUGGCCGCUGUGGAAGAAGGCAGAGCUAUUUACAAUAACAUGAAGCAGUUCAUCAGAUACCUUAUCUCUUCCAAUGUGGGAGAGGUCGUUUGCAUCUUUCUUACUGCUGCACUGGGUUUCCCCGAGGCUCUGAUCCCAGUUCAGCUGCUCUGGGUCAACCUGGUGACAGAUGGUCUGCCUGCCACCGCCCUCGGCUUCAACCCCCCAGAUCUGGACAUCAUGGAGAGGCCUCCCCGCAACGCCAAGGAGCCGCUCAUCUCUGGCUGGCUCUUCUUCAGAUACUUAGCUAUAGGAGGGUAUGUGGGUGCAGCCACCGUGGGAGCUGCUGCCUGGUGGUUUAUAAUCGCUGACGAUGGACCUCAGGUUACUCUGUACCAGCUGAGCCACUUCCUCCAGUGCAACCCAGACAACCCAGAGUUUGAGGGCUUGGACUGCACCGUGUUUGAGUCGCCCUACCCCAUGACCAUGGCCCUGUCUGUGCUCGUCACCAUUGAGAUGUGCAACGCUCUGAACAGUCUGUCAGAGAACCAGUCCCUGCUGCGGAUGCCUCCCUGGGAGAACAUUUGGCUGGUGGGAGCCAUCUGCCUCUCCAUGUCCCUCCACUUUCUCAUCCUCUAUGUGGAACCUCUGCCUGUCAUCUUCCAGAUCACCCCUCUGGAUGUGACCCAGUGGUUGAUGGUGCUGAAGUUCUCUGUGCCUGUCAUCCUGCUGGACGAGCUGCUCAAGUUUUUAGCCAGGAACUACUUGGAAUUUGGUAAACAGCUGGAGAAGCCAGCCAGAAAAGGCGGCUCUCUGUCUGCAUGUGUCAAGGGCAUCUCCUGGCCCUUCGUCGCCAUCUCCCUGUCCCUGGUGCUGUGGAUCUACAGUGCCGACACUAAUGUGCCCGCCAUGCUGUGGCCCUGACUGACUCCAGUACACUACGCUCCUCGUGCACCAGUGUGAAUUGGACAUUAACGUACACGUCUAACACACUCCCAUUAACUCGGAACAACUUACACUUGCACCUGCUCUGACAGUGCAUGUGCUGUCAGACCUUUUGUAUUUAAGACAUAUUUUACAUUUACAUAUUUUUGGGUGGGUGGGGUUUAGUCAUAUUUUAAUGACUCUGACAUUAGGUCCAUGUGUUUUAUUCUUACCAUCAGUCUUUUGUCUUUUGUUCCCCUGAUUUGAACAGUUAGAGAUGCUGUCCAUGUCUGAGCUGUACAGAGAAUUUACACUAUUUUAUAAUAAUUAAUAUUUUGUCAUUUUUAGGAAGGGGUUUGGGUACAAGCUUGCUGGCUGUGAAAAGGAUGUAACUGUGAGGACUGUGUAGUAAUAAUGUGGGCACAGCCUUGAGUAUAUUUGCCCCGGCAUGAAUCUCUGUAGUCCUUUUUUGAGCCCCAUGCAUCUCGUUCUGUCGUUAUUUUCUGCAUUAGGCAGAGUACAGCUACCUCGGUGCUGUUAUGUCACCAUUACUACCAACCAGUCUUAAAAACCAUUUCACACAUUACCAUUUGAAGUGUUGAGGUAAGCACUGAUUUAUUUUGCAGUAGAGACAAAGCCCAUUUAAAUGCUUUUAAACAUAUUUCUGUAAUUUGAGGGAAGAGAAGACAAAGACGUUACCAGUUUGAUUCAGAGUAAUUUUUGAUACAGCUUGUCAUUCAGUUUGUUUACUUGAAGAACACAUUUGUCAUGAUUGUCAUGAUUCUGCUUUUUAAGUUCAAUUUUUGAGCUUCAGUCUCAACUUUAAGUCUUAGUAUUGCAUCCUAAUUACAGUCACCUUUACAAUGUAUGUAAAAUGUGCACAUACUGUACUUGAACAUGUAAAAAAGGCACCAGGAAGCUCUUAGCAAUGUGGAAGGUUUAAUGAGAACUGAGACCUCUGAAAGGCUGAUACUACCAUCGCUGGACGAGGCUGUAUAUCUGUACAUAGCACACACUGUACAAUCUGUGUGUAGAUUUACUUGUCGAUGUUGUCAAAAUGCUCCACACCUCACCAGUUCACCUACGCAUGGUCUUAGCCUGUCUGCAUGCCUGCUCCACUGUUACCAGGCCAGUGAGUGCUCUACUUUUUGUUUGUUUGUUUCUUUUAAAAACUAACUGUUGUUUCUUGUAACACUUUCCACCUGUUCACCUGCAGAGUGAGUCCACUUCAACCUGCAUGCCAACUCCUAGUGCUGCACCAUCUCCGUGGUUGCACACACAGCGCUGCAGUCUGUCAUAUGAAAAUGACAGCAAUAACAGCUCCUCAUAUUUUUGGUAGAACUGGCAGUUUAUGGUACAAAAGAGGAGAGAAUUAUUGUGUUUGAGAGUUUGUUUCAAGAUGCCUUCAGUGUCACCAAGUGCCAGGUACACGCUGAGAAGAACUAGGAGCCUUUUGCAUUUUGAGCUGGCACAGUGUCACUGGUGACAGUUAUUCCUGGCGGCAUGUUCCAGCAACUGACAGAGACACUGACAUUUAAGCGUUCCCACACCAUUACAGGACAUGGUGUUCCACUUUUCUUCAGUUGGAUUUGUCAUUGUCCUAAUCUGCUUGUCCAUAGCAUGGCCUUUAUUUCUCAGUUCAUGAAUGUAAAUUGCUGCUCAGAUGCUUUGAUUUUGAUGCAUUAAUUUGAUUCUUCCUCUCUUUUUUUUGCAGCAAAGGCCAAGUAAGCCCAAUGCUACUCUAAAUUCCUUGCUGAAACUUUGGUUUUGUUUUGUGUUGUGCAUGUGUGUUUUGGGCAGCACAUCUUAAAGAAGCUGCAUGUCAGAUAUGUAAUAUGAGGACAGGGGCUCGUAAAGUUCAUUCAUCAUUUUUGUAGGACAGCCAUAAAUAAAUGUCUGAUGAAAACUAGCCAGUCCCAUCUCAUCAGUCCUCCCACCCCCCUGCAUGAAGAGCCUUAGGUUAUUAAAUAAUUCUUAUAUCAUAUUUUUAGAAUAAGAUUGUAAUACUGUGUACAGUAAAUUGUACAUUACUCUAUGGUGCAUGUCCUCUAAAUCAGCCAUCUGUUUUACCAGACUUGUGUAAUAGAAUAUGUAUAGUAUUAGUAAAUAGAAUAGACAUUCGUCAGAUAGUACAAAUGUUAAAUAAGCUCAAAAACACAGUUCAUCUUUCCUAAGGAAAUACUCUUAUGGGAUAUUUAAUAUCCAAACAGACUGUCUUUUUUUUUUUUUUUUUUUUUUUGCUUUGCACUGAGACGUGCAACACGUUUGGAGCAGAUUUUGCCAUAUCUGGAUGUCGGACGUGCAGCAAUGCAGUGAUCCAUACGUUUAACCGUGAGAAUGGUGGGCAGUCACUCCGCUGGCAUUUUUUGCCAAACUGCUGUACUGUAUUUUCAGAGAUGAUUGUACAAUGUAUCACAUGAACUUUGGUUUCAGGUAAAUAAAAGUGUCAUACAUUGAAGUUACUGAUUGUGUUUCCUGAUGUCAUUAAAACAAUACUGAAUGUAAUGUCUACCACUAAGAGAUUCUGGACAGCUCCAUUCAUAUCAAGUGAAUGUUUAAUAAGUUUAUUAUACAUUGUAUUUAAAAAAAUAUGUACAAAACACUAUCCAGUCCUGAACUGCUUAAAUAACAUUUCAUAACUCAAUCAUGGGAUUAUUUUUUCCCAUCAGAAAGGCAGACUUGGACAACACACACAAAAAUAUGCACGGUCAUGACACAAAACAUCAGAGAGGGACAGAAUCAAAUGAAGAUACCAUUUUAAAAAGCAUCAGAAAUAUGGUACAUCGUCUCCUUUUCACAGACUUCCUGUUUUCCUGUCAGAGACAAAUAGUCUGGGCAUAUACAUGAUCUUUUACCAUAAUACUUUGACAUCCACACUUUGUUUCUUCAGUGGCAAACCUGUGUCAGUGAGGCAAAAA
Monopterus albus (swamp eel) is the source of this 6565-nucleotide messenger RNA. Its product is annotated as sarcoplasmic/endoplasmic reticulum calcium ATPase 2. The coding region runs from base 522 to 3647 and encodes 1041 amino acids. NCBI's taxonomy places the organism in Eukaryota, Metazoa, Chordata, Actinopteri, Synbranchiformes, Synbranchidae. The record is from RefSeq and is a predicted model, not a curated record. Gene Ontology annotation, molecular function: ATP binding; P-type calcium transporter activity; ATP hydrolysis activity. The transcript has 20 exons. Gene Ontology annotation, cellular component: membrane. Gene Ontology annotation, biological process: calcium ion transport.